Saprolegnia diclina VS20 is the source of this 708-nucleotide messenger RNA. Its product is annotated as TKL protein kinase. NCBI's taxonomy places the organism in Eukaryota, Oomycota, Saprolegniomycetes, Saprolegniales, Saprolegniaceae. Gene Ontology annotation, biological process: protein phosphorylation. The record is from RefSeq and is a predicted model, not a curated record. Gene Ontology annotation, molecular function: ATP binding; protein tyrosine kinase activity. The transcript has 4 exons. Bases 1 to 645 code for a protein of 214 amino acids.
AUGCACCAUCCCAACAUCGUCCGCUUCUUGGGCGUCGACUACGACGACCAAACCAAGACUGUACUCUAUGUGACCGAGCAGCUUGAGCGCGGGGACUUGGCAUCCAUCUUGGCCAGCGACGAAGUGCUUUCGGUCCAAGUGUGCAUACAGAUCCUGUUUGAUGUUGCAUGCGGCAUGACCUACCUCCACUCGCAGCCCAAGCCGAUCAUGCACCGCGACUUGCGCGCGGCCAACGUUCACAUUUCCCGCAACUACCGCGCCAAGGUGGCCAAUUUCGAGCUGAGUGGCAAACGUGGCCUCGACAAGUCUCGGGUCGGCACACCAGCGUGGACGGCGCCCGAGAUCUUGGCGGGCGAUGCCGACUACACGGAAAAGGUCGACGUCUACAGCUUUGCGAUGCUCAUGGUCGAGAUUAUGAACCGAAAGAUGCCAUACGCCGACGAAUCCAAAGCCAUGCCAGCGCCCCAGCUCUUGAACGAAAUCGUGUCGAAGCAACGGCGACCGACAAUUUUGCAUCCCGAAAAUUGGCCGCAACAAAUGCUCAACCUUGUGGAAGCGUGCUGGGAAGAAGACGCGGAAGAGCGCCCUGCGUUCCAGUCUGUCGUCGCAGAGCUGGACACAUAUUUGAAACAACCGCAGGCGUGAGCGUACGCCGGGUAUCUAUGAUGUACUAGUAGAAUGUAAAUGUGAAUUCAAUAUGGCAAUUCG